This is a messenger RNA of Ruditapes philippinarum (Manila clam), 3547 nucleotides long. RefSeq lists its product as uncharacterized. Bases 1 to 3192 code for a protein of 1063 amino acids. The transcript has 7 exons. The record is from RefSeq and is a predicted model, not a curated record. Lineage: Eukaryota; Metazoa; Mollusca; Bivalvia; Venerida; Veneridae.
AUGGAUACAGUUAUAUUGACAAACAAUCCUUCGAUGAAAAAGGAUAAUUCAUUUCAACUUGUUGUUAAAACUGAAGCAGAAACAGCUGUUGGAAAUUCAAAUGUAGACAUGGCUGGUACAAAUCAGUCUACAACGACGGGCAAUGACGCGGAGAAUAAGUCUCGGAUUUUUUCCGUUAAAACCGGGUUUUCUCAAACACCCUCUGACAUUCGGGGUCAAGGAGAUACAAAAAACCUGUUUCAGAUUUUGUCUACUUCAAAAGCAAAUGCCCAGGAAACAGCAAGCGAGGUCUUUGGGAGUCAAAAAGUGAUUAAAAAAUCUUUGUACACUCAAAUUUCGAGAGAUUCGUCUGGUACAGUAUUUGUCCCGUAUCUAGCAAAGGUGUCUAAGGAGCAAGCUGUUUUGGAAGACAUGAAGAAAAAACUAGCAUGGUCGUUAAUGAGACAACAACAACAAGAUACGAAUGAUCCAAAAUCAUCAUGUGUACCAGGAACCAACAUUGAAUAUAGAACGCCAGGCGCUCAUUACAAGAACAAGAAUGGUAAAAUCAAGCGUCCGAUGAACGCGUUCAUGGUCUGGGCACGUGAUUAUCGUGGUUUCCUUGCCUCUUCUAUGCCUAAUGCAACCAACUCGGAGAUAAGCGUUAAAUUAGGGCAAAUGUGGGCAAAUAUGGCAUUGGAAGAGAAGAAAAAAUAUUACGAUAUAGCAGAAAAAAUAAAGGCCAAACAUAGACAGGAUUAUCCAGAUUGGGUAUAUCAACCAAGCGCCCCGACGAUGAAAAAGAAAGAGGACGGUGUCGUGUACACAAAAACGCCAACACCGCCACCUAAUAUUACGUCUCAAAAUCUGGGUCAGAGUGGACUUGUGCAUGAAAGUUUGGCACCACUAUCCAGUACUGGCAAUAACGCACAAGGUCAAAUUUCUGAAACCUCUGCAGGAAAUGUCGAAUCUUCAAAAAUGCACGAGGUUUUGAAUUUGAGCCAAAAUGCCACCAGUUGUUAUACUGAUACUAACUCACGACCUUUACACGUGGCACGUGUUUCUUACCAAUCCGCGUUUGAAAUUCCCACGGAAAACACAGUCUCCGAUACAACACGUGGUUUGUUGGCAAGUAAAUUAUCGCAUGGGCGUGGAGAAAACGUGUCUCAAACGCAGGAUCGAAGUUACUAUCAGCAACGAGCGCCGUUCAUCAAAAAACAAAAUAUUUCUGGAACACCGGUUCAUCAAAUCAAUUCAUUACAUGACCAAGCCAUUCAUUCCCAGAAUUCACAAUCGACCACGCCGUUUGCAAUCUCGCCUGCUCAGUCGCCAAGGAUUGUAGGUAUUGUUGCCCCGCCUCUUGCUGGGCAACAAACUGUGAGGUUUCGCGCUGUGAGGCCCGGCUUUGCAAACGAUUUGUUUCCAAAUCUAAAACGGAUGCCCCCUCAAUUUAUUCCCAAUGCACCCCAGGUAAGAAACCCAGGUUUACCUGCUACGUUCAAAAUAGUGUCCGAUGCGCCAAAUGCUUUUACUAGAGGGACGCCGGAUAACAAGCAUCAAAAAACUGAUCGUACGCGCGUGCCAUUAGGAAUUCCAAUUGUCGAGACUCAUAUAAGUCCAAUUUCUGUCUCAGCUCGAUCAAACAGCACGAGUUUGUCUUUCCGGAAGUUAUUGACGGAUGUUCCGGUGCAGCAGCGUUCCGAAGAAAAAAGAAUUGUUAAUUGUGAGAAAAAUAGUAUGAUUUCUGAUUCGACACUUAAUACUAGCUAUAGCAUGCAGACAAAGCCUCAAAGCUCCAAAAAUACUGAGUGUGUCAUCCAUGUGGAAAAGGAAACUGUUGUCGACACACACGCAUCUGCCAAAAGUUCGUCUGAUGAUGGCGAUCAUGUCAAAUCGAAAUCUGUGGAAGACUUUUCAAAUGACAUGCAAACGAAGUGUGAUUCUUAUACUGAUGGUCAUCUAAAAUCCACACCAAAAACUGUCAGAGACAAACCGGAAAUAAAUACAACACAAGAAAGCAACGUUAAGCAGACCGCAAUUGUAAGGGAGACUGGCGACAAAGUUAACGUGAAAAUUGAGGCAAACGACAUUAUAAAAGAAGCAAACGAAGAAACAUUGAAUUCAGACGAUACAAAACCGGAACCGGAAAUCGAUACUUUAUGGCCAUUUCCAUUCUCAGAGAAUCCGUCAGACUGGGAAAUGAAAGAAUUUCCAAAAGCCGUUUAUUUGGAGCUAUUUGACCCGUAUGACCCCUUCCUGACAGCAGAUACCCUACUCACAGACACUUUCCCUGGAUCCCUUGACUUGGACAUGAAAAGAUGGGACAACUAUCUUGAAUGUGACGAAAGCAACAACGGAAAUGGCUGUGAUGAAAAUCACGAUCUUCUUGACGCAUUCAAAACUGACCAAGCAGACGAUAUUUCUAUUAGCCCACUUCCGCUCAAAAAGACACUUUAUCGUCUGCAAAAUCUGCGCGCAGAGACAAGUGAAAAUGGUGACAUAAUCACUGGAGACAUUAUCACUGAAGUUAUUAUAACGGCAGAUGACAAUGAUGAUAAAGAAACUGUUGACGGCACUGAACUAUCCCGUGAACUGACAGCGCAACUUGAACGUGUAUUGAAUACAACAGAAUCAGUUGAUGAUGAUUUAAAGAAGGAUAUAAUAAAAUCAGUACUAGAAAGUAUACUGAACGACGAAGAUGAGGAUACAAAUCCAGCAACAGGGACACAAGAAUCAAAUGCUUCGGAGUUUGAAUGUGCCGAAACUUUACCGUCAAAUGAAAACAUUUUCCCCGAUAAAAUACAUCAUGAUGUUGACCAUCAAAGGAAACUUAUGAUGACAAAUGAUUCUAAAACCAAAGAAUGUGAAAAUAUUGAUUCACCGAUCACAGAACGGAAUUUAUACGAUUCCAUCCAAGUAAAUGACAAUGCUCAAUCUGAAAAGGAUCUGAAUGGUGAGAGUUUAAAAGACGAAGAUACUCCUCCUGAUUCUGAAAAUAACCAACAAGAUGCAAACAACUGCAAUAAAAACAACUCAGCUGAAUCUUAUCAAACUGAUCAUGAUGAGAAAACUAUUGAUGAGGAAAAUCAAGUGAAUAAACAGAAAGACCUAAAGACGAAUCAGAUAGAUGGAAUCAAGUACAGGGACAAACCAUCAAUCUCGUAUAAUACACGAUCCCGACCACGUGGUAAUAAAUCAAUUCGACAUCAAUGAGAAAGAUGAUGAUGUAGGCUGUCUAAAGUUUGUAUGAAGCCUAGCUAUAUGGUCCACUCAGAUCUGGUGCAGUGAAUUCACUCAUCAAUGCUUGGAUAUUCGACUCCAGUCUCUUAUAAGCUUGUCUGUGUGUCUACUCCAGUAGUUGCCAAAGAGUGUGUGAAACUAGUAGGACAAUUGAAUAUGAAGCCCAUGGAGUUAUUUUUUUUAUAUACUGGAUUAUGAUUAUUUUGUACAUCAAAUUUUGUUAUAUCAUGCAAAUAUAGAACUAUUUCUUAUGUGUUUAUAAAUAAAUUAAUAAUGAUAACUAAAGCUCUACUUUUGUAAUGCUUAUUGCUGCUACAUAUGAUUAGAG